AUAAGCAAAGCCUCCAUCCUCCACCUUCUCAGCGAAAAGGCCGAAGAACUCCUCCGCCAUCCCCACAUCUUCAUCACCCAAGCCAUCCUGAAAGCAUACGUGGACCUGCAGUCCCUCCUCCACCAACCGGGCAGUUUCCCCGCCAUCUUCGACUUGUACGCUCGGAAACCACUUCCACGCCAAGCCAGCGGUAGUGGCAAUGCUGCCGAAGUGACAUACGUCGCCCCCAACCCUCACAAGAUCAGCGCCGCCAUCGACUCUGCAACAGCAAGCAAAGCACUCGACACGGCAAUCCAGGCGCAUAAUCUAAGUCUAGCGCUGGAUAUCAUCGAAACAACCUUCUCAACCAAAGCCUUCCAACGCAACAAAACCCUCCGCCACACUCUCGUCCCGGGCCUCGCCGCCCUCGCCCUACCAGCAGCAGCCUACACCCUCUCCACCCAAUACGCCUCUUGGCAAACAGCCCUCGAUCCCUCCCAAGCAACCACCAUCGCAUUCGCCGGCAUACUCACUUAUGUAGCAAGCGUAAGCAGUAUCGGAUACGUGGCUUUGACGACGGCGAACGACCAGAUGGAUCGCAUGACGUGGGCGCAGGGUGUUCCGUUGUGGGAACGCUGGGUGCGGGAGGAGGAGAGGGCGGCUGUGGAUCGGGUGGCGGGGGAGUGGGGGUUUGAGGAUCGCGAGAGGAGGGGCGAGGAGGAGGGCAGUGAGUGGGAGGGGUUGAGGGGGUGGGUGGGGGUUAGGGGCAUGGUGCUUGAUCGGGUGGAGUUGAUGGAGGGGAUGGAGUGA
Molecule: messenger RNA, 789 nt
Organism: Baudoinia panamericana UAMH 10762
Lineage: Eukaryota; Fungi; Ascomycota; Dothideomycetes; Mycosphaerellales; Teratosphaeriaceae
Exons: 1
Source: RefSeq, a predicted model, not a curated record